Molecule: messenger RNA, 1095 nt
Organism: Euleptes europaea (tarantolino)
Lineage: Eukaryota; Metazoa; Chordata; Lepidosauria; Squamata; Sphaerodactylidae
Product: zinc finger protein 665-like
Exons: 3
Biological process (GO): regulation of transcription by RNA polymerase II
Cellular component (GO): nucleus
Molecular function (GO): RNA polymerase II cis-regulatory region sequence-specific DNA binding; DNA-binding transcription activator activity, RNA polymerase II-specific
Source: RefSeq, a predicted model, not a curated record
AUGGAGUGUGGGAAAAGCUUUGGACAGAAAGGCAGCCUAACUUCUCAUCAAAGAAUUCACACUGGGCAGAAACCAUAUAAAUGCCUGGAGUGUGGAAAAACCUUCAGUGAGAGUGGAAACCUUACUUCUCAUCAAAGAAUUCACACGGAGAAACCGUAUAAAUGCCUGGAGUGUGGAAAAAGCUUUGGACAGAAAGGCAGCCUAACUUCCCAUAAAAAAAUUCAUAGAGAGGAGAAAAGAUAUAAAUGCUUGGAGUGUGGAAAAAGCUUCCAUAAAAGUGGAAACCUUACUUCCCAUCAAAGAAUUCACACAGGGGAAAAACCAUAUGAAUGCUUAGAGUGCGGGAAAAGUUUCAGUUACAAUGUAAGCCUUACAUUCCAUCAAAGAAUUCACACAGGGGAGAAGCCAUAUAAAUGCCAGGAUUGUGGAAAAAGCUUCAGAGAUAGUGGAGCACUGAUUGUCCAUCAAAGGGUUCACACAGGGGAGAAACCAUAUAAAUGUCUGGAGUGUGGGAAGAGCUACAGUCAGAGUGGGAAACUUAGCAUCCACCAAAGAAUUCACACAGGGGAGAAGAAAUAUAAAUGCCUAGAAUGUGGAAAAAGCUUCAGCUGCAGUGGAAGCCUUACUGUCCAUCAAAGAAUUCACACAGGAGAGAAACCAUAUAAAUGCUUGGAGUGUGGCAGAAGCUUCAGUCAGAGUGGAAAGUUUACUGUCCAUCAAAGAAUUCACACAGGGGAUAAGCCAUAUAAAUGCCUCGAGUGUGGAAAAGGCUUUUUCCAGAGUGGAAACCUUACUGCCCAUCAAAGAAUUCACACAGGGGAGAAACCAUACAAGUGUAUGGAGUGUGGGAAAAGCUUCAGUGAGAGUGGAAGCCUUACUUCCCAUCAACGAAUUCACACAGGGGAGAAACCAUACAAAUGUUUGGAAGUGAAACCAUAUAUAUGCCUGGAGUGUGGAAAAAGCUUUAGUCAAAGUGGACACCUUACUGUCCAUCAAAGAAUUCAUACAGGGGAGAAACCAUAUAAAUGCCUAGAGUGUGGGAAAACCUUCAGAGAAAGUGGACACCUUACCAUUCAUCAAAGAAUUCACACCGGG